AUCGUUGUCGAUGACUCGUUUUCACUCACAAGACUGAUUCAAAACGACUCGUGCAUAGCGGCAUAGCGGUUGCCCCUGGGGAGUUUUAUAUAGGACAAUGGACAGGCCAGCUGGUAGUCAGAACAAUGGCUAUAUUUCCAUGAUCACAAGCCCGGCCUCGCCAGAUUUCCCUCCAAUCUAUUCUAAUUGGACACCAAUGCACGAAGAAGACCAAGAUACCACAAGGUUAGGCGAUAACACACCGAAGGAGGACGAAGACAAAGAACCCUCAGAACUACAAAUAGGCGUUGUGGACACAGAACCGAUCGACACAAUGGCAUGGGAUAGCACAUACUGCCACGAGAUGCAGUGCGACCGCGAGUCCGCGCGACCGCAACGACUCAGGCGAGGCAGACGGAUCCAGAGACAGCGCUUGAGCGGGCGGCAGACUACCACAACUCGUGGUGUCGCCAGUGUUCAGAACACUGGCUCGAGCGAGCGAGGCGACACUCACACUACUGUAGGGGUGGCUUCUUUUCUGGAUAUAGGCCAAAGAACAGACAAAGCAAGAGGAUCAGCAGCAACCACCAGGCCGGCUGCACGAAACUUGACAACAGUCGCAGUCCGUCGGGCAGCGCGGAAUCCAGCUCUGCAAGCUCGACUCCGUCACCUCUCGAUCGUGCUGUGUCCCCUGGUCCAGAUGUCAACAGGACAUCGUCAUCCUGCCUUCCCAAAGACGAUACUGGAGUACCACUUGCUCAGCGAUGCCCAGCUCGACGACCUGGCGGGCUUCUACCACCAGCGCUCACCUUCGGAAUGGUCGGGGCAGUACCCGUGCCCGGUGAAGUGGACGGGAACCCUCACGACGGCGGACAAGAGACGCAAGUUUGGCCGGUUCAUUGGCCUCAGGGGCUGUGAGUCGCCAAUAGCUCCGCCAUACGUGCCCAGCACCGAGGAGAUCGCCGAGGCGGCUCGCCAGGCCGCUAUGGUUGCCCAGGAGGAUGCCUUUCGACAACUAUAUAAGGGCAGGGAAUAAGGAGGCAGUGACGAUGCUACGCUGUCGUGCAACAUGCGGUCCUUUGUCAGAUGGCAGCUGUUCGACUUACACGGCGUUCGGGAGAAAGCAUGGGCAACAGGGCAUUUGCCUUGCAUUGCGGCGAACAACAAUAUCG
Messenger RNA from Microdochium trichocladiopsis, 1151 nucleotides. RefSeq lists its product as uncharacterized. The record is from RefSeq and is a predicted model, not a curated record. The coding region runs from base 98 to 1015 and encodes 305 amino acids. NCBI's taxonomy places the organism in Eukaryota, Fungi, Ascomycota, Sordariomycetes, Xylariales, Microdochiaceae. The transcript is spliced from 2 exons.